AUGUGUAACAACAAACUAUCGAGUAGUACUUUGCCAUCUUCUAAUGAUACCAGCCCUCCCUCUGUAAUCCCAAUUCAUAAUGAGCAUGAUGAAACAUCAGGUGCAUUGCCAAUUCCAUCAGAAAAACUAAACACCAUCCCAGACACAACCAUAGCUGCGGCCACUGCACUUUUCCCAAUAAUGUUGCUAAACGAAAGCGAACCAGAAUCACUGGCAGAUUCAGGUGAUGUAAUAUCAGAAGGCAAGCUUGAAUCAAGGUGUACAUCUGCGUUACUUGAACCAGAUGUAAAUUUAUCCAGUGCCAGUUUUACCGUUUGCACUUCUUCUGAAAGUGAAAAUGAAAGUGAUGCAGAGUCUUCAUCAGAGAACAACGAUCACAAUUGGUUGACUUGUGCUGGCGAAUUAUCAUACCUGGUUGAAGAUCUCAAGAGGGCAUCAGAAUUAGUGGAUGAAGUAAAAAGUGAUACUUGUCCUGCGAUAGAAACUUUCUUGACCAAUGCUGAGGAACUAACACAACAAAUUUGUAGGAAUUCCAAUAAAAUCAGGAAAAUGAGCAGCGCUUUGUUGAAGGAAAUGGAAGAAAAAAAGAGAGCUGCAGUGCCAAAUGACGAAGAAAUUGUCAUGUCAGUACCAAGCCAUGAUCCUGGUGAGAGAUACAAAGUAAAUUCACUCACUGAAAAGAAGUACAUCAUAAAAUUGGGACCACACCAGCCUAAGUUAUCUGUUUUCCCACAGCAUGAAGAUAUCCCCCAAUGA
Molecule: messenger RNA, 756 nt
Organism: Paramuricea clavata
Lineage: Eukaryota; Metazoa; Cnidaria; Anthozoa; Malacalcyonacea; Plexauridae
Source: the annotation of a GenBank genome assembly